AUGAUUGCUGUUCUGGAUGCAAACAACAUUAUUCAAAGAGAAAUUCCAACGCAGGGAAGCGAUAAAAUAUAUACGACACAUUCAGUUAUAGAGGAAAUUAAGGAUAAAGGAUCGCGGGAGUAUUUAGAGUCGCAUCUGUUUCGCAUGUCAGUGAGAAAUCCGCAAGACGAGUAUGUACAACAGGUGAACAGAGUAGUAAAAGCAUUACUCUUGUAUCUAAGUAACACUGAUGUAGAUGUUGUUGCUUUGACACUCGAGCUCACUGAGGAGCUUAAUGAAGAAUGGAUCGGGCUUGAUAAUAUUAGUUCUGAUAAAGCAGUAAAAUGUCUUUCUAAAGACAACGGAGUUCAGAAUGCAUUAAACAAGCUUGGACUGCUGAACGACGCAAUGUAUUUGGAGAAGAAGCUCAAGCUAAGAUGCUAUGCUUGUUCAGAAAUGUAUGAUUCCCACGUAGAUUUUUGUAAAAUUUGUGGAUACAACACUAUCACAAGAGUAACUGUGGUUGACACUGAGGAUGGCGAAAAGGUGUUGUUGAAGAAGAAUUACAUGCCCAGACAGAAGGUGUUAAAGGGGCCUGGCGGUGUGGAAAUAUUGUCUGCAGAUCAAAAAGAAUACCUAAAGUUGAUAAAGCAGAGAGAAAAAGCCCUUAAAUUUCAGAGCAAAUUUGACUUUUAUGAACAGUAA
Messenger RNA from Vittaforma corneae ATCC 50505, 684 nucleotides. RefSeq lists its product as uncharacterized. Gene Ontology annotation, biological process: maturation of SSU-rRNA. The transcript has a single exon. Gene Ontology annotation, molecular function: RNA endonuclease activity. The record is from RefSeq and is a predicted model, not a curated record. Bases 1 to 684 code for a protein of 227 amino acids. NCBI's taxonomy places the organism in Eukaryota, Fungi, Microsporidia, Nosematidae. Gene Ontology annotation, cellular component: preribosome, small subunit precursor.